Molecule: messenger RNA, 1563 nt
Organism: Cyphellophora attinorum
Lineage: Eukaryota; Fungi; Ascomycota; Eurotiomycetes; Chaetothyriales; Cyphellophoraceae
Product: Protein TOS1
Exons: 1
Coding region: 1-1563 (520 amino acids)
Cellular component (GO): fungal-type cell wall
Source: RefSeq, a predicted model, not a curated record
AUGAAGGCGAAUACCGGACAUCUGGCUUUGGUAGCCGCCGCCCUGACACCUGCAAUCGCAUCCACAGCGAACAGCCAAGGGUGCAUCGAAGAGAACGGCAACUGGUAUUGCCAGCAGACCAAUGCAAUCACAUAUUCGAAUUUCGGCCAGGCAGGUGCCUACAGUAAAAUCACAGCCAUGGACAGCGAGUCCGGAACUUGCUCGUCACAAAGGCAGACUUAUAAGGGGGGACUGGCGCCUCUGGACGAUGAAGUCAGCUGGCACUUCCGUGGGCCAUUGCGAUUGAAGCAAUUUGGAUUUUAUACCCUUGGUCAAGCUGGACCUGUGAGACCAAGAUCGGACGGGCACCAUAUGAGUGGUCCGGUGUCGCACAGGAGGCGGCAUACUCAUCACUUUCUGCAUCAGUUGCCAGAAGAAACCAGGGUCGAGCCGGAGGCUGAUGCUGUUGCAGUUGCUGGCGUGGAGAACGCCGACCAGAUACCAAGCGAGAUGCUUGAGGAGCGAGGUGUUGGCGACUGGGUGACAGUUACUAUGGAUGGCAAAGUCGUCAGCUGGAUAAACCAAUACAGUGGUCCAGCAGUGGCGGCCGCUACAUCCGCCCCCUCAGCAACAGAGACCCAGCCAAACUCGCCACCAUCAGCCGGCGAUGAGCACAGGGGAGCAGACCCGGAUUCCUUCCACAAGCCUGAGCCUUCUGACGACAAACCUGAGGCUCAGGCUCAGCCUUCGAUUGUCACGAGCACCAUCUCGCUGGAUCCGCCGCCAUCUCCCGCUGAGCCCUCUCCGGCUGAAGAACCCGAAGCGAACAGCGAUGGCGGCACCUGGCUCCGUCAGUCUUACUACAACUCCGACUCACCUGAUACUACCGAGAAUAUUGCAUUCCUUGGUAACCACGGUGACCCAUCAUGUAGCGGCACGUUCGGCUACAAAUUCGGCCUCUCCCAAUCGUACCUUGCCUCCGACGGCCAACAAUGCUCACCCAAUGCACAGCCCUUGUCGGACGUCCUACUCCCAGACAACACCGAGAUCAGCUUGUUCACAAACGCGCCAUGCACCACCGAUGACCCCUGCCCGUACUCCCGCCCAGGCAACAUCGCGCAUCACGGCUUCGGCGGAGCCUCCAAGCUCUUCCUCUUCGAGCUCUCUAUGCCCCUUAGCGGCCAACGUGGCGGCUUGAACAGCGACAUGCCCGCCGCGUGGAUCCUCAACGCCGAGAUCCCGCGGACGCUGCAGUACGGCAACGCGGAGUGCUCGUGUUGGGAGAGCGGAUGCGGGGAAUUCGACAUUAUGGAAGUACUGGAUCCAGGAAACGCAAAAAUGAAAAGCACUUGGCAUGGGCAAGGGGCUGUGGGGGAUAGUGAUUGGUUUGAGAGACCGACGGGGGACAGUAGAAAGGCAGCGGUGGUGAUGGAUGGGCAACAAGGGAGUGUCAGUGUGCUUUGGUUGGACGACCGGGUGGACUUUGGGGGCAGUAUGGGCGUCGACGAUGUGGAGGGUUGGUUGAGCGGAAUUGGAAGUGAUAGUAGUGGUGUUCGGAAAGUAGUCAAGUUGGGAUCAGUGUGA